GGGGCCAGCGGAGGGAUUCGCAGGUGCCCUAGGCUGCUCGGUUCCCGAAAAAGCCGGCGGGAGGGGAGAGAGAGCGGGACGGGGGGCUUGUGGUUAGAGGAGAGAGGCGCUUGGGUAGUCGGAGUUGAGACCAGCGGAGGUGUGGCAGAGCCGCGAGUCUAAGAAUGGCUUCCUUUGGAUGGAAGAGGAAAAUUGGUGAGAAGGUCUCAAAGGUCACUUCCCAGCAGUUUGAAGCUGAAGCUGCAGAUGAGAAGGAUGUAUCUGAGAACGAUGAAGGCAACUGGGUUCAUGCUGUUAAACGUAGGAAGGAAAUUCUCCUUGAAGGCUGUGCUGAAAAAAGUAAAAAGCUGAAGGAUGAAGGAGCCAGUUUAGCUGAAAAUAAAAGAUAUCGAGAGGCAAUUCAGAAGUGGGAUGAAGCGCUACAGUUAACCCCAGAUGAUGCUACCCUAUAUGAGAUGAAAUCACAGGUCCUAAUGUCUCUUCAUGAAAUGUUCCCAGCAGUUCAUGCAGCAGAAAUGGCUGUCCAGAGAAACCCACAUUCUUGGGAGUCUUGGCAAACUUUGGGACGUGCUCAGCUUGGAUUAGGAGAGAUAGUCUUGGCAAUUCGGAGUUUUCAAGUAGCCCUUCACAUCUACCCAAUGAACCCUGAAAUAUGGAAAGAAGACCUUUCUUGGGCAAGAACACUCCAGGAGCAGCAGAAGGUAGCACAGAGGAUUAAAAAAUCUGAAGCACCAGCAGAAGGGACACAUUUCUCACCAAAGUCAAUUCCUGACUAUGACUUUGAAAGUGAUGAGAUUGUUGCGGUGUGUGCAGCUAUUGCUGAAAAACAGAAGAUGGUUUCAGCAAAUAAAACAAUGGUUAUUGUAUCAGCUUCUGGGACUGUAGAGACUGUAACUGAGAAGGAGGAUGGUGCGUCACCACCAGAUGGCUCUGUCUUUAUCAAAGCCCGAUGAGGCGUGGUGGGAAUUAUUUAAAUCUCUUUUUGAUUGCCACUUGAAGCUAAUUUAGGUGUAGGGACAUUUACUGUGGAGGAGGAGGACAAACUUCCUGUUUGUAAAAUUAGUUUUUCAGAUGAGGCAUAUGCAAACUAAAUGGUAGAAGUAUUGUAUAGUGUUUGGGCUAUGCUUGGGUAAGUUUUGAUGAAACUUCUUAAGAUUAGAAAUCUGAAUACAGUGGUUUUAAUGAAUGAGCUUAAUUUGAUCCAGAUAUAUAAGUGACUACAUUUUAAAGACACAAAUUGAAAACUGGCUUCUUGAAUGUGAAAACUUGAUGGCCGGUGUUAUUAAAACACUGACUUGUUGACUUUGAUAUUAAGUAGUGAUUUCUUUCCCUCCUAGAAAUAUGACAGCUGUUACUAUGCACUCUUAAAGCUUUUUGUUUCAUUAGCGUGUGUCACAAAAUUGGAAUACUUUUCAUGUUUUAUUUUGAUUCAAAGUUGUCAUUUGGUUACCUGCAGAAUCUUUGAAAGUUCAGCUGAAAAUGCAUGCAUGCAAAUGUUUACAUUCGGAACAUUUUCAGAAGUUUCUUUUAAUUCUGAUUUGUACUUACGUUUGGACUUUAAAAUUAUUAUAACAAUAGUAAUUGCUGCUCUGAGUCCUUUAUAGAUGUGUGAAGUACUGAUAAAUGUUAGAAUGAUGCUUUUAUUUUUUGUUAUUAAAGUAAUCAAGUUGCUCUUACCAUAAGCAAGUCAUUUUUAAUAUGUACAUAUUUUUAAAAUGAAUGACUCUUAAUACAUCAUAAAAAAAUGAGUGCUAUAUUGUCCCAGACAAAAACAGUGUUUUCUUUUCCUAAUUUUUAAAAGUUUGAAGCCUUGAGAAUAACUUACAUCUUGCUUAUAGCUUUCCAGCUAAUGAGUUUGGAAUUGUUUUUCUAGGUAACUCUUGGAAAUACUCAAUGAAAUGAGAAAUAAUUUUAAGUGGCUAAAUUGUCUCUUUCUAAAAGUUAAAGAAACAGAAGGGAUGUUAGUAUUAGAGUAUGAAUGAGUGAAUAACUUAGGCACAAUAUACACAGACUCUGAAAUAUAAUUUAUUGCAAAGCUAUAAUGAAGACAAAUAAAAUCCCAUGAGUAGGAAAGGAUAUAUGGAAGAGAUCAUGCAUGGAAAGGCCACAAAUACAUCUACAAAUCAAUACUGUCAUUGUUAAUGUGAAUUACUAUUUUUAUACUACUUGUAUUGUAGUCAGUUAUAUAAAAGUGCUGGGUACUGUUUGUUCUGACACUCAGGAAGUUCUUAUUGGUGUAAAAUUAAUUUUACCUUUGUUAGAGCUGCAAGUAAAUUACUCUAUCUUAAGGACUCUACCUUGCCCUUUGGGACUGUGUGUAAGUAAUGGUCUACAUUUUUAGAGAGGAUUGGAUUUUUUUCCUUUUAUUAGAAUGCUUACUUUCUUUUUCAAAGUUGGAAAAGCCAGAACUUGCCAUGCAAAGUAUUAUUUUUCCUCCUAAGUUAUAUGGAACAGUCAGUUUUGAUUAAAACAGGUCAGUUUAGAGGCAUCAAAACCCCCUGUGAAUAUUAAUUAUAUAUAUUUUUGUUUUAAUAAGGGAUAUUCUCAAAAGGUAGAUGAUUGGGUGUCUAGAGACGUGAGCACUCAACAUUUGGUGUCUUGUUUUGGGUCAUGGGUAUUUGUUUCUAAUGUAUUCGUGAAUAAAUCUUUUCUGCAUUUUGAAGAUUUGCUUAUUUUGUGUUACUAGCUUUUGAAAAGUUUGAUGUAUUUAAAUUUCUUUUUGAUGUGAAUAUAAAAUAUGUAAAGCACCUUGUAUAUGGUAUGUCCCAUAUGAAAUAUUCAGUAGAUGCUAGCUAGUUCAGUGAAGAACUUGAGUUAUCUUGCAGAUAUACAACCUUUGUUUCUUUUGAUUUUAAGAAAGGAGGAUGAUGUCUGUAAUCUCUUCCUUAGGUGGAAGAGAGAAGUAACUCCUGCUGAUGUUAUAGCACAGAUGAUUAUAAGUUGGGGAUUGUUUCUUGCAGAAGGUUUAUGCCUCAUCCCCAAAAGAGUCAAAACCCAGAAUGGAGUGUAUGUAGCUACUAGAUUCUAUUCAGGAACCUGGUAUUUCCUCUGUGUUAACUUUGGAAAGCUAGUUUGGUCUGACUUUAAGGCAUCAAAGGUAAUUUAGACAUAAGGUGGAAGAGAAAAAGUGAAUUACAGAGAGGGAGGCCAGCUCACUUUUCCAUCCCCUGAUGGAAAGAGUUAGUGAACACUCAUAUAUGCAUGAAGAAAAAAAAUGUGUACAGUAUUUUAUAAGGAUAUGAUUGCUGAUAUGCAAAUCUUUACUAAGCUUAUUAACUGAUAAUAUAUCCUUUUGAUUUUGAAAGAAACAAUUGCUAUUCAUGAUAAAAUGUUUAACUUUCUGAGAUAACACUAAACACUAAAAUUAUAUUGAAUAUGAUGUGCAUUGUUCCUACUUGAAAAUUGUGUGACAUAAACACUCAUUAGGACACAUCCAGACUGAGAAUCUGAGAAUCACACUAUUCUCUAGACAGCAGGUUCUGAAAUUGUAGACUGUCUUAAAUGGCUAAAGAAAAUGCAACAUAAACACUGAAAGGUCAUGCUAGAUAGAGAGCAGAGAAUCCAGAUCUGUAUUUGGGGCUAAAGUAUGUAAAGUAGCUAAAGUAUGUAGGGCUUUUGAAUUGACAAAACUAUAAUGAACACUUGAAUAAAACAGCAACACCUUUGUCUCAGGAAGCUAAGUGUUUCCAUGAUUAUAACUGAUCAGUGGGGACUUUUUCAGGUUGAAAAUGCUUCAUGUAAUGAUACCAAAAUCUUGUUUCACCACCUUUCCAAACAGUAAGAAAAGAAUCACUUAAUUUCAGACUUCAUGAGUCAGAAACCCUUCUAAAUUCACCUGAACCAGCCAUUUUUGAACUUUGAUUUUGUGACCUUCAGGUAUCUAAAUGAAGUUAUGAGUUGACUCAAGAACCAUAGUUCCAUAAUUACCUUCAAAUUUAUGGAUAUUUAAAUCUUGUUUUUUCCUAAGAGAUUAUUAUUAAACUGAUGGUGUAUUUUGUAAUUGAUAGCAUUUUAGAUGGAGAAAGCAAAGUUUUUUUUAACCCAGUUAUAAAAUAUAGAAAUUAAUAAAUGAUUUACUCAUAACCAAAGUAAAUUAAAAUAAAAUAUGCCAUUUUAGUCACUUCCACUUAAGUAUGCCCACUUAAAUGGAAGUGAAGGGGUGACCCUAUAUUUAGUGUACAAUGAAGUGUGCCUUAAUGUGUGUUUUAUGUGAACUUCACCUGUUCUGUGUGCCAAGCUGAAAGAAAGUUUUAGAACUGCUGGUCUGGGGCCUCCCCUGGUGGCGCAGCGGUUGAGCGCUGGGCUGCGAAGCUGCCCGCGGCCUCUGCAGCGCCGGUUCGAUCCCCGGCUGCCAGGCGAGGGUCCCACAUGGCGCGCAGACCUCUCCUGCCGCCCGCUGCUCCCCUCAGCAGUGUACUUCGUCAGUCUGCCUGCUCUGCUCUCCCCUCUGGCUCUGGUGAAUUCUCUCACCCUCCCACGCUUCUGACUGUACCCAGUGCUUGUAUAAAUAAAUAAAUAAAUCUUUAAAAAAAAAAAAAAAAAAAAAGAACUGCUGGUCUGCAUUUUGUUGGGAAGGCAGAGUGUGGGAAUGGCUUCCUUUCUUUGGACAUACAUUGACCAAGGAAUUCUGAUCUCUCCCUUCUCUUCUCCCUCCCACUUCUCCAGGAAAAGCAAUGUGGGGGAAAGAACUGGACUUGCAAACCCUCUUCUCCCCCUUUUUUUGGAUUUGUCAUGCUUGCGGAGUGCCUGUGCUGUGUUUGCUUGCUAGACCUGCUGUGGGCUUUGCAGUGAAGGCCCGCCCCUCUCCCAGGGGACAUGUGCAGGACUGGCCUUGCCUUGGUGAGCAGGUCUUUCUAAUUUGGGGUUCAAUUAUUACAUGGCCAUUGUUGACACAGACCUAACCUGGCCUUAUUCUCAGUGAUAAUUCUGACAUUGAACCUGAAUCUCCAUCUGCCUGACUCUGUCUAUAGUUGCUCUAAAGUCAGGAAGAGACAGGGUAUUGUUUCAAGACUUCCUCACAUCCUAGCGAAGAUUAGUGCAGAUUAUAUUUCAAAGUUAGUAUGAGGCAAGUUAAAAUGCAAAUUGGGAAGAUUUUUUCUAACUUAAGGUUUUUAAAAAUGUAAAUAUAUUUAAAAUGGUUAAUGUUAAUUAUAAGGCAAUAUGUAAACUUUUGUUCAGAAUAUUUAAAAGGUCUACUGACUGGGAAUUGUGGCAAACCACAAUUUUGACUAUAGAUUUAAUUGGAAGGAAAGAAUAUGAAACAAAUCAUGUUUUCCACCCACCCUGUCAACCUUUUUUGAGUAAUUUGCUUAUAAUAAAACAUCCAUUUUAAGUUCACAGUUUGAGGAAUUUUAACAAAAGCAAGUACUCAGAUAAUCAACAGUACCAUGAAGAUGGAGAAUGUUUUCAUUACUAAUUAAGUUUGUAGUGUUAAUUUGCCAUUAGUUCCCCUUCCACUCUAACAAUCAGCACUGUUCAAUUACUGACCUUUUCUUCUGUGACUAUAAAUUAGAUUUGACUUUUCUGGACUUUCAAGUACAUCGUACAAUAUGUACUUUGUGUGUGACCUUUUUUGCUGAGCAUAAUAGUUUUACAGUACUUUCAUGUUACUGUGUAGAUCUAAUAUGUUCCUUUUCGUUGCUAAGUAUUAACUCUAUUGUAUGGAUAUAUCACAUUUGUAGCUAUUCAUAUCGUUAAUGAAACAUUUAGGUUGUUGAUGAUCACCUUAGUUGAUCUACAUGAAUAAAGCUGCUAUGUAUAUACAUCACAAAUCUGUGUGUGGAUAUAUGCUUGUACUUCUCUUGGGUAAAUACCUGAGGAUGGACUUGCUUUCGUCUUACAGUAAGUCUAUGUGGAACUUUGAAGGAAACUGAAGCUUUUACAAAGUAUUGUAUUAUUUUGCAUUCCUAUCAGCAAUAUAUUAAACAAAUUUCAUUUGCCCCAUAUCCUUGUGAAUUCUUGGUGGUAUUACUCUUUUUAAUUUUAACCACUUUCGUGGUUGUAUGGUGUUAUCAUCGUUGUUUUAAUAUGCAUUUCCCUGAUGAUGCUGAACAUAUUUUCAUAUGCUUAUUUGACAUUUAUAUAUCUUCUUUUGGUAAGUGCUUGUUCAAACAUGUUGCCUGUUUUUCAUCUGGCUUAUC
Talpa occidentalis (Iberian mole) is the source of this 6140-nucleotide messenger RNA. It is a transcript of the gene TTC33, whose product is annotated as tetratricopeptide repeat domain 33. NCBI's taxonomy places the organism in Eukaryota, Metazoa, Chordata, Mammalia, Eulipotyphla, Talpidae. Gene Ontology annotation, molecular function: protein binding. Bases 165 to 953 code for a protein of 262 amino acids. The record is from RefSeq and is a predicted model, not a curated record. The transcript is spliced from 5 exons.